AUGCAGAGGUCCAAGGUCGGGAGGUCCCCAAGGCGCAGCUGUGCCGACGAGAAAGAAGAGCUCAUCCGGACUCGGUCCGCGCUGUCGUCCACCACCUCCCAGCUGAGCGACAUGGCAGACGAGCUGAGCUGCACGCGCGCGGUCCUCCGCACAACAUCCCUUGACCUGGCCGCCAAAGUACAGGAGCUGGAGGCAAGGCGGCACGAUGCCGAGGAGUUGCAGCACCGGCUCGAGGAGGCCAAGGGAGAGCUGGGGCUGACGCGAAGCCGGGUGCUGAGCAUAGAGAGGGAGCUGCACCGCACACGCAGCUCGCUGGGAACCUACCAGAGCCAGCUGGAUGCGGCUCGCUAUGAGAUGGUAGAGUCGAGGCUUGCCACGGAGGGGAGUUGGUAG
Auxenochlorella protothecoides is the source of this 393-nucleotide messenger RNA. RefSeq lists its product as hypothetical. The coding region runs from base 1 to 393 and encodes 130 amino acids. The transcript is spliced from 3 exons. The record is from RefSeq and is a predicted model, not a curated record. Lineage: Eukaryota; Viridiplantae; Chlorophyta; Trebouxiophyceae; Chlorellales; Chlorellaceae.